GAUUUAGAGCAAGAUUCGGCGUAAGCCUUUGCAGUCUCCCCGAGAAACGCUUCCGGUAUCAGGACUUGACCCAAUGCUGUCCUUCCCAUGUCUCGGCUGCCGCAAAGCCCCAAAAGUUCCCCUAAGUCUGCCACUUCCGGCCCGGAGAAGACUCCAACGGCUUCUACAGCGGAAGUGGUACAAAGGAGAAGUGCGGACUCCUUCCGGUUCCGGCCUCGCGAGCUCCGGUGUGACAACAUGAAACUGCUCACCCACAAUCUCCUGAGCUCGCAUGUGCGGGGCGUGGGCACGCGUGGCUUCCCGCUGCGCCUGCAGGCCACCGAGGUCCGCAUCAACCCCGUGGAGUUCAACCCGGACUUCGUAGCGCGUAUGAUCCCCAAAGUGGAGUGGGCGGCGCUUGUGCAGGCAGCGGACACGCUAAACUUGGCCGAGGUACCCAAAGAGCCCACAGAAGGCUACGAGCACGACGAGACGUUUUUGAGGAAGAUGCACCACGUGUUGCUUGAGGUUGAUGUACUGGAGGGCACCCUGCAAUGCCCGGAAUCUGGUCGUCUUUUCCCCAUCAGCCGCGGGAUCCCCAAUAUGCUGUUGAAUGAUGAUGAGACCGAGACGUAACCUUGGUAGCCCCCACUUUGGUAUUUUGUGACCGUGUUUCCUUUGUAUGGACUGUUAACUAUAUGUGUCAUGUGUGACCCCAAACUUCCCCCAGUGACUCACACACCACCAUGUACAUGAGCUCCAUAGUAUAUUUUUUUUUCUCAUUAAAGGUUCAAAACCAAAA
Molecule: messenger RNA, 781 nt
Organism: Apodemus sylvaticus (European woodmouse)
Lineage: Eukaryota; Metazoa; Chordata; Mammalia; Rodentia; Muridae
Gene: Trmt112
Product: tRNA methyltransferase activator subunit 11-2
Exons: 4
Coding region: 88-615 (175 amino acids)
Biological process (GO): peptidyl-glutamine methylation; rRNA (guanine-N7)-methylation; tRNA methylation
Molecular function (GO): protein heterodimerization activity
Source: RefSeq, a predicted model, not a curated record